This is a messenger RNA of Perca fluviatilis (European perch), 2020 nucleotides long. Its product is annotated as transmembrane protein 255B. The record is from RefSeq and is a predicted model, not a curated record. The coding region runs from base 194 to 1261 and encodes 355 amino acids. Lineage: Eukaryota; Metazoa; Chordata; Actinopteri; Perciformes; Percidae. The transcript has 9 exons.
CACUCUUAUUUAUUAUAACGAUGUUUUCAUUUUAAGAAAAAAGAAGCAUCUUACUCGCAGCUUGUUGCCAGUGCAGGAUGAGGACUCUGUUUUGAAUCAACAGGGACAAAAGAAACGCCACGCAAAGCGUCGCUUCAGCUGCCUGAUCUCAUUUUCCUAAAUUUCAGAGCUAAUUCAUCCGGACUGAGUCAAAAUGCCGCAGCCUGAAACCCAGCAGACAACUCAGACACCAGCGACAGAAAUACUGGAUCCAGCAGUUCACUACCUGCGUCGGAGGAAAACAGCCCUGUGGGUGACGGUGUCUCUGCUGGCUCUGUCUCUGGUGGUGAUGGCUGUGGGUCUGAUCUCUGCCACUCGCACCGACAACGUGCCUGUGGCUGGAUAUUACGCCGGCAUCGCCCUGAGUUUUGGAGCAUUUCUGGGUAUUGUUGGCAUCCACCUGUUGGAAAACCGCAGACCCAUGCUCGUGGCAGCGAUCAUAUUCAUCAGUAUCGGAGUCAUCUCGUCUUUCUUCUGUGCCAUUGUUGAUGGGAUCAUCGCUUCAGAGUUCAUUGACAUAAGGCCUUUGCAGGAGAACAUGUGUGACUUUUACGCCAGUGGAGCGGGCUACGCCUACGACAGCUACUAUACUGAGGUGACGUGCCGUUCGUAUGAAAAAACAUGCAAGCUGAAGCUGAGGAGCAACACCUGCUACUGCUGCUACCUGUACAACUGUGACAGCACAAAUUACCACACACAGUAUUACGCGUUCACCGGGGUCAGCAGCUGCUGGGACGUGAUCCACCUGCACCGUCUGCUGUGGGCCUCAGUGGUGCUCAACGUGAUCAGCUUGUUCCUGGGCAUCAUCACCGCCGCCCUCCUCGGAGCAUACAAGGAUGUGCAGAAGCCGACUCUUCAGAUUGCUCCCAGCCCCACACCCCCACCCCACAUCCUGUACAACCCGACCCAGCACAUGCUCACCUACGCUGGCUUCUGCCCUUCAGGACAGAGUCUGCCUACCUACCCCAACUAUCCAAUACCUAUGCAGCACAACAGCAGCUAUCAGCAACCUGCUACUCCCCAGAUGAUCCCUGAGGGAGGCCAUGCCUCCAACUCCUGCCUGUCUGAGGAGAACCAGCAGCAGCCCUCUCAGGCGCCCACCCAGCCACAGCCUCAGGGAACCACACAGGAACCGGGGGGCUACAUGCUGACACCCAACGCUCCUGUCCUCUACGGAUCCGCCUAUAGCCCCUUUGAAAAACCGCCACCUUACGCCUGCUGAGCCCAGAGACAAACAUCUGGGGCAUGUUGGAGAAGAAAUAUCUGGUCAGAGUGAAAGUAGCACAAGACAUUUCAUAGGUGACCUUGUAGACGGAAACCCCCUCAGUGAGCUCCACGACUACUCUGUACUGAUAGAAAUGCUACAUUUCCUGUGGUUGCACUGAGGAGAGACACAGAUUUAUAACUAUGUAGUGUGAUUAUAAAAACAUGAUUACGUUAUUUCAUGUGUAUUCAUCAAAAGAACAGUUUGGGAAAUAUGCUUAUUUGCUUUCUUGCGGGGAGUUAGAUGAGAAGAUUGAUACCACUCUGAUAUCUCUUGGUGAAUAUGAAGCUACAGCUGGCUAACUUAGCUUAGCACAAAGACUGGAAACUGCUAAACCGGCCUAAGCACCUCUAAAUCUCACUAAUUAACACGUUAUAUCUCGUUAGUUUGUGGUAAACUGGUCAUGUGCAGGACUAUUUAUUGGUGGCAGUUGCCAGGCAACCGGCAAAGACUCCAGGAAGUUACUGCUCAUCUCACUCUCAGCAAGAAAGCAAAUAAGCACGUUUCCCCAAAUGUUUUUCUUUAAGCCUAAAGCUGGCCUUCAGAUGCUUACAUGUUACAUAUAUGUUAACUAUUGAAUACGUGUAUAGUAGUACACUUGACUGUGAUCUGAUAGUUGUUUAUGUUCUAACUUGUAGAUUACAGGUCUUUCUGCAUAUUGUCUCACUAUACUAGACUAAUGUAUGAGCAAUUAAAAGGGCUUUCUUGAAAUGUGAA